ACUUAACCGGCUGGUUCCACGGACGGACACUAUUCCCUCGAUUUUUCUCAUCAGACGCGCGUCUGGGGUUGUUGGCGGAAGAAGAUCGCACGGCAGCAUGGCAGCCAACGCGAGGAUGGAUCGGAAGAUAACGCUGUAUAUCUCCGUUUGGAUGCUGACGGUGGUGACGCUGAGGUGUCAGGCGACCGCCAAUCACGAGAACGCGGAAGUGGACGGCAACUCUGAGGAUUCUGUUAUCGACGAUACCACCGAGGAUUAUUGGGCGGGCAGUGGAUCAGGCCCCGACGAGGAUGAAUCCCUUCAUAACGAAACCAGAGAAGCGUUGACUCACGAGGCCAGCGACCACGAUGCUGUCGUGUAUGUCGGCGACGGCGGCGCUUACGUGCCGGUGCCGUCGUUGAAGAACCGGCCCUUGAGCCCGAAUCUCCAGGCUCUCCAGACUCUGCAGGGUUUGCAAGGGCUCGCCACGGGCGGCGGCACGGGAGUAGCCGGCGACGAGGACUGGAGGAGGCACCCGGAGACCUGGGACCGUGAGCACCGCAGAUACCGGCCCAACACCACGAGGGUGCAACAUAUCGAGGCAGAGUGCCAAGAUGACUACAUGAAAAUCAGAAUUGGAUUCAACGGAUCUUUUACGGGCCUCUUGUACUCGGCAGGCUAUUCGUACGAUCCUGACUGCAUGUACGUGAACGGGACGGGCCGCGACUACUACGAGUUCUACAUUCAGCUGAAUCGAUGCGGCACCCUCGGCGAGAAUACCCAUCACCAGGACAGUAGGAAGAAUCCGACGAAGAACCUCAUGUGGAACACGGUCACGGUGCAGUACAAUCCGCUGAUCGAGGAGGAGUUCGACGAGCACUUCAAGGUGACGUGCGAGUACGGCUACGACUUUUGGAAGACGGUGACGUUUCCCUUUCUCGACGUCGAGGUCGCCACGGGAAAUCCCGUAGUCUUCACCCUACAGCCUCCGGAGUGCUACAUGGAAAUCAGAUACGGUUACGGGACCACUGGAACUAGAGUGGCCGGACCAGUUCGCGUCGGCGAUCCUCUGACUCUCAUUAUCUACAUGCGCAGCAAAUACGACGGCUUCGACAUCGUCGUGAACGACUGCUACGCGCACAACGGCGGCAACAAGAGGAUCCAGCUGAUCGAUCAAUAUGGAUGUCCGGUCGACGACAAACUGAUCAGCCGGUUUCGCGGCUCCUGGUCGGAGAGCGGCCUCUUCGAGACGCAGGUGUUCGCCUACAUGAAAACCUUCAGGUUCACGGGUUCGCCGGCUCUGUACAUCGAGUGCGACGUUCGCAUGUGCCACGGAAGAUGUCCGAGCCAACCCUGCCACUGGAGAAACGCGAAGAACGUGGCGAAGCGAUCGGUGCCGGAAAUGAUCGGCGGACCGUCGACGCCGGCAACCAGUUUGUCGGAGAACGUGAAUCUCUUCCAGUCUCUGCGCGUUCUUCAGGAAGGCGAGGCGGACACGGAACUGUUCCAGAAUUCCACCAGCGCCUCGCGCGCCGGACUCAGCGAACCCACGACCGACCGAGUGUGCUUGAGAUCAUCCGUCGCCAGUACGAUAGUGGGCCUUGGCUGCGGCUUCUUCUGCAUCAUGGCCGGCACGAUACUGGCCAUGUGUUCGCGAAUGCGGCGGCAGGCGCGCGAAAAGUUGCUGUCGGACAGCAUAAGUUACAUGACGCACAAGGGUCGGAUUAAUUAGGUUGCGAAAGCCUCGUCUCUCUCUUUCUUUCUUUCUUCCUCCAGCUAUCUCUCUCCCUCUAACCCAUCUCUUUCUCUUUCCGCCAUCCUCUUCGCAACCUUCUCUCUUUUCCACGGAUGACCAACUCCGCGGAUAACACACGGGAACGUUGCGUCGUUAAGACAGAAGGAGAUUCUCCCGACUGUUGUCAGGCCGUCAUAUCAGUGGCUGAUAAAGACGCGACGAAUUUUGCACGUGACUUCGCGCAACAAGAUAAUUACCGUCGGGAUCGACGGCCGCGAUUCACGCGAAUAAUAUGCAAGGUGCCUUAAUACGUUCCGACUUAGGAUGGUAAUUCUGGCUCGCGCGGAUAAUGCAAUAAGCGGAUUCCCCCUCUCUCUCUCUCAUCUCGUCCCGCGCGCGCCAAUGCUUUUUUAUAUUAUAAAUGAUAUUCGCUCUGCUAUAUACACUCUUUCUCGCUUCUCCAACUCGCUGGAACGUCGAUCGACACAGCCAUUCGUUAAUAACGAUGGGUGCAUGUUACGACGGGUGCGUCUUCUUCGUAGCGACUUAUCGCUCAUCGAUAGGUAGAGGUAGAAAUCGCCGAUAUUGCCACGAUCUCGCUGCCGAUUGCGCGACCGGCGAAAUAAGCCCGCGAAAGCCGAGUUUUUCGUCGCGUCGACCAUUCGUUCGCGACACUGUGUGUGUGUGUGUGUGUGUGUGUGUGUGUGUGUGUGUGCGCGCGUGUGCGCGUGUGUGUAUAAUGAGCGGUGCAAAAGAUCGCGACACUCUUUGCGAUUGAAGUUCAUCGAAUUGAAGAGUGUCUCUGGCGACUCGCUUACCGACGACUAUGCGCUGACGCGCGGUCGACGCGGUACUCCUCUUUCUCCUCCUUUCUCUGAUAUCGCUUAUUUCGGUCUCGCAAACGGCACAUCCGGGGAUCAAAACGAGCGUAAACGUCAGGGAGGGCGCUUAAUCGCCGCUGACGAGAUUCAAUACUUAUAUCUGUAUCUCUCUACGACAUUACUCGCCACGUUCAGGAACGUGGAAGUAAAAUUGCGUAUCUCGCGCGUCAACGGUCUGAUUGUCCGACAAUACUUGAUGCAAUCGGGAUAAAGACAUGGCUAAUUUGUCAGUUAGGGUUGGGCAGAACGAGCGAAACUCUCAGAUCAAGGUUUGCGAUUCGCGAACGCACGAAAUCCCAAAGGAAUCUAUGAGACAGAUUCUCUUCUCUUGAGUGAUCAUAUUCGCAAUGAACUUGCCCGAAAUCCAAUGAGACCGAAGUCCCUUCAGGCUCGCGAUCGAAAAUUUAUUUAGCGAUCUUAGUGAGGAAGAAUGAAAAUUACAUCGUCCGGUGAAUUAACGGCCCGCGUCACCGUUCCUGAAUGUUCGCGCGAAUGAUGUGUUAAGGUUUAAUCGAAUAUCAUUAUAUAACACAAACGGAUAUACAUAGGUUUAUACUUAUACAUAUAUAUAUAACAUAUGAUAUAUGUAGCGUCGAAAUAACGAGCCCUAAUCCAAGGAGAGGAAAAAAAAACAGAAGAGUGACAAGAGAAUCACACGAGAUCACCGCAUCGGGCGCGUACGGCCAGCGAGGAUUAAAUAAUAUUUUACGAGACCACCCUGUGUAUAUGAGUGGGGCGAGCCAAAGAGUCGUAGCUCAGUUUGUACUCGUCGUAAUAUUUAUUCGAGAUCUCGCCGACCUCGCGCGCGAUCUUUCGCCACCAUUGUGAAAUAUUAAUUUCCCCUCCUGGUUGUUCCCCUGCAAACACACACACACACACACACACACACACACACACACACACACACACACACAUACAAACACAUACACGUACACAUACAUGUUCAUAUAAUUUAAUAUCAAAGCAACUUCGUCUUUACAUCGAUCCCGACCCCCCGUGCCUUUCCCUUCCGUCCCUCUUGAGUGACAAGCCAAGUGUCCGAAUUCACAGUUGCUCGAUUAAUUAUGUGUAAAUAUAGUGUUGUAACAUGACGCAUGAUAUUUAUGACUAAGCUCGAGUGUAUCAAGGUUUCCAAUAAAUAAUAGAAGAAGA
Molecule: messenger RNA, 3747 nt
Organism: Odontomachus brunneus
Lineage: Eukaryota; Metazoa; Arthropoda; Insecta; Hymenoptera; Formicidae
Exons: 11
Coding region: 98-1711 (537 amino acids)
Source: RefSeq, a predicted model, not a curated record